UAGUGCAGGAACAGAAAACAAGCCUAUUACGUCAUUACGCCGAAAUGACUGGUUUUCUAACCUGUACAACACUGUACAAUCGCUAACCAUAAAUCUGAUAUCUUGGAUCGUGGGGCAGAGCGACACUUUUUUCUAUCAGAUUCGUUCAUUUAGAGUGAAAACGCAUCGAAUGAGCUUAAUUUCGUCAAAAUCGGAGGUGCAGUGGGUAUUUUGCACAAUUACCUAAUAUUUUUUUGACAAAUUCUUUUAUUUCAUCCAAAACCGCGUUUAAUUAACCUACUUUCAUCGAGAUUGGAGUUUAACUUUUCUGUCCACCAAACAUAGUGUACAGAAUCAUGCAGUAUAACGAUUCGCAACAGAAGCGCCUAAUGGAAGCUUUCCGUACCGAUUGUCAAACGUUGAUAACGCGCUUUGAGCUGUCUUACAACACUCAUUUUCAAAACUUCUGUGAAAUUUGGAAAGAAAUGCAAUUUGGUUUCGUUUUUGCCUAUCAUCCUUCUGAAGCAGCAUUAACAGCAUUUUGCGAAGACGCUCUUUGCGUAACAAAACAGUUUCUGGUAAACGCAUCCAGUUUGAAGGAACGUAUCGGGGCUCUGUAUCUUAUGUACGGAAUAUAUUAUAAAAUGCCAGUGAAACAACUAAAGAUCAGAAUGACUUUGUCGGAUUGGAGUUGCUUAAUGGAACUGCACAGUCAAAUAAAAGAAGUGGAAUAUCUUGACGCUAACUAUAUUUUAUGCAAGCUGAUCGUCGAUCGUAUAUUUAUUCAUUGCAUUAGCGACAGCGAGUAUGGUAUCGAAAGACAUUUCUAUCAGAAGCAGGAACAGCCUAAGCUAGACGUAAAUUUGAUGCCAGAAAUCAAAGAAUUAGCGGCACCGGAGAAGCUACUAUCGACUAUCAGCAAGCUGAGCAAGGUUUACGAGGAAAAGAAGCGCACUUUAUAUGAUGUAGAAGGAGGUUCUGGUCUACAACUUUACGAUGCCAGUAUGGCAGACAACAUUGUCGAUGACAUUCGCACAAUACAAUCGGAAAGUAGAAUAUUUGUCAAAUCUGAUGUACCAAAUACUAGCUGCAGUAAAUCAUCGAUGGCACCAUCGACAUCAUUAAGCGAAACGAAUCACAAAGGUCACAAACGCAUUCGAGUUCGCAAGAAUCAAGUUCUAUCUAAAUUAGGCAGAGCAUUUGAAAAAGGAUUACAGUCUGAAGAAGAAUCGGAUCUGGAAGAGAUAUGAAGAAUCUCUUGACAUCGCUUCAUAAAAACUGCCGAAAAUUAUAACUUAAGAAUUAAUUUAAGUAUAAAUAAGGUGAAAGAGUUCAAAAUUAUAGACUCCUCUUUAGUUUCGUGAUUUACGUAAGUAAAAUUUGCAUUAUGUAAUGUACAAAAAGCGAAAUUCUGUUUGAAAUUGUGAUCUUAGAUUUAAUAAAACUGUGAUAAUUUUAUUUUUUUCUUUCUAAGAUUCAUAACAUAGUAAUUAAAUAGAUAAUCAAAGCUGUUAAAAAAUAAAUAUAGGAUAUUUCAGGCAAUAAAUAUUUUAUAACUAUAAAUUUCUUAUGAUAUUUUGAGAUAAAAAUUCGAAUACGAAAAUGUCAAACUUUAUAAGUUUUCAAAUAAAAAGAUUUUGAAAAUUA
This is a messenger RNA of Solenopsis invicta (red fire ant), 1626 nucleotides long. RefSeq lists its product as uncharacterized. Gene Ontology annotation, biological process: snRNA transcription by RNA polymerase II; snRNA transcription by RNA polymerase III. Bases 336 to 1229 code for a protein of 297 amino acids. The transcript is spliced from 6 exons. Gene Ontology annotation, molecular function: sequence-specific DNA binding. The record is from RefSeq and is a predicted model, not a curated record. Lineage: Eukaryota; Metazoa; Arthropoda; Insecta; Hymenoptera; Formicidae. Gene Ontology annotation, cellular component: snRNA-activating protein complex.